This is a messenger RNA of Striga hermonthica, 2544 nucleotides long. Lineage: Eukaryota; Viridiplantae; Streptophyta; Magnoliopsida; Lamiales; Orobanchaceae. The record is from the annotation of a GenBank genome assembly.
AUGACACUCGACGAUUUCUUCACCUUAACCGAGAUGAAUAAUGGACUCACGGCCCCAUCUCGGGUUAAGGAACUCAUGGCCAUGAUGCAGAAAGAGAGAGAUUGUGAUGUGAAAACUGCAGCCGACUCGACAAGGCAGAGGUCUGCUGUAGCAAGUGUUUUAUCGUCAACCGAAAAUAAAGAAUGUCUUGAUCUUUUUCUUCAGUUGGAUGGCCUUCACUACAUUUCUAACUGGUUAAAAGAUGCCCAGACAUCAAGUAAAGACACAAACGACAUCUUUUUGGAAGAACACAUCACUCAUUUGUUGCAAGCACUUGAAAAACUGAACGUAGACUGUGAAAAAAUAAUCGCUUCCGAAAUUCGGACAGUAGUCGAGGAUUUCCUCGAUUACAACAGUCGCCAAGUUCAGGAUAAAGCCGAAGCGUUGCUUGAAAGCUGGAAAACAAAAGGAGGCAGUGAUGAUGCAUUUCCUUUGGUUGUUGAUAAAGCCGGAAGUUUAACAGAUGAUGAGGCAAAAGAUAUUAUUGGUUGUUCAGACUCUUCUUUAAAUAAUAUCGUACACGAAAUAACCAGAGAUGAUAAGGUGUUAUCUACGAGUUCAGAUGUUGUCCUCAGCCAUGACCAAAUCGAAAACACCACUCACGAGUCGAAAAAGAUCUCAGAUGAGAAGCCUCUCGACCAUCAUGUUAGUUUGCCAUCAUCGCCCAAGGAUUUUCAUGCCCAGGGAUCAAACCAGUCCGAGGACGUAACCGAACCGAGUCCUCGGAAAAACUCUAGUGAGGGCUUAUCACGUGUCGAUUCUGAUGAAGAGGAUGAAGGGUUUUGUGCAAUUGAUGCAAAUCAGUACAGAGAUUCGAGUGAUUCCAUACCUAAAGAAGGUGGUGGUGAUAUCAACCAUUGCAGUUUGCCAGAAUCCUCCAAGACAAUAAGCUGGGGAAAUUUCCUUUCAGGGAUUAGUAAUUUCGUGAAAACAAAUGAUUUAGCAGAUAACCAUAGUCCCGCCAAGAAGCUGACGGAUAGGGAAGAAUACGACCGGGCCACCAAAAGGCCCGAUGUGGAAAUAGACUAUGGUAUUGUGGAUCCUCUGGAAGUCGCUCGGCAGGUAGCAAUGGAGGUAGAGAGAGAAAUCGUGGAUUACAGGGAAAAUAGCUUUAGUUCCACUGAGAAAUUACCAGGAAGCAACAAAAGUUCACGGCGGGUUGACAGCCCGGACUCAGUGAGUGGUAAAAACUCCAAAUCGCCCAUGAACAAGGCUGAAGAAAAGUCCAGUUCGUCCAACGAGUCCUCAACUAGCUCUGAGAAUCCUAACACAGAUGGCACUCAAGACGUGGCAACUUCACAAGUAACAGAGGCAGCAGUAGCUCAAGAAGAAGCCAACACCAUGGAAGAAAAAGUCGCUCGUAAUUUUUUCGACCUGAAUCAAGAAGUAACAAUGUUAGACGACUGUGGUGAUGCUGAUGCUCAUCUCGAAAAUCAAUUCUCAUCUGCAGUCUCUGUAGUUUCUGCUUCCAGAGCAACCCCAUCGGCAUCUAAGCCGCCCGGUGGCCCUUUAGAGUUCGAGGGGAAUCUCGGAUGGAAAGGAACGGCCCGCACGAGCGCCUUCCGACCUGCUUCUCCUCGUCGGGCCGCUCCCGAGGGGGAGCGAAAGCUCGAUUUCGAUCUGAAUGUGAGCGAGAGCAUUGACGAAUCUUCUGCAGAGGCAAACUCCAAAAUAACCGGGCUUCUCGAGCUGGACCUGAACCGCACAAGCGAAGAUAGCAGCGGUGGGCCUGUUUUGGAUUGGCGGAUAGGCUCGUUUUACCCACAGCAGUCGCCACCAGUUCAGCAGCCCACAACAAGGGGUAUCGAUCUUAACGAUCGGCCUUCGUUUUUUGCUAAUGUGUCUUCUGAUAAUAAUAGUUCCUAUAUAAUAAGCAAGUCAUCUCAAAAUCAAAAUCUCUGUGACCCUGCAAUAUCUUUAAUGGGUAAAAAGGUGGAGAUCGAGCAGAGGGAUUUUUUCGCUACCCAAACUAUGCCCUCUCAUCAAAACGGACGAAAUUCAGGGGCCGGAUUCGAUUAUAACAUGGGAAGGAUGGGAAAUUUUAUCGGGAUUGGGCCUGCUGUCCCGUAUGCCCAUUCUCCUGUUUACGGCUACAGUAACGUCCCGCCCGGGCCCACCAUGCCGUUUUCUGGCCAGGUUUACGGUCCCGGGCCUCAUUCCAUUCCUUACAUGAUGGGCUCGGCCUCUGGUUUGCCUGCUGCUUCUUUCUCUCAAACACCGUUUCUUGUGAACAUGAACGGGCCAGCUAUGGCUCCGAACGGGGUCGAGCCAUCAAGAAGCAAUUAUGAUCUUAACUCUGGGAUGUUCUCGGAAAGUGGAAGUAGAGAUCCAUCUGGGCUUGGGCUGUUCUUGAACUCGACCAAUGUCAGGCCCGUUGAAGGGCCCACUCCUCCUCAAGGCACCAUGGGCUCAUCCUUUGGUGCCAAGCGAAAAGAACCUGAAAACGGGUAUAACGAUCAAUAUUAUCCUUUUAAGCAUUUUAUGCCGCAUUGGAAACAGAGUUGA